Messenger RNA from [Candida] anglica, 459 nucleotides. NCBI's taxonomy places the organism in Eukaryota, Fungi, Ascomycota, Pichiomycetes, Serinales, Debaryomycetaceae. The record is from the annotation of a GenBank genome assembly.
AUGAAAUUUUCCACCAUUAUCCUCUCCUCCAUUGCUUCCAUUGCUUCUGUCAAUGCUGCUAACGUUCCAACCGUUUCCGCUGCUACUUGUCCAUUAUCUUCUCAAAACUUCCUUGAAGACUUCUCAGGUGGAUACAUGGAAGUUAGCGAGAACGAAUAUAUCAGUUACCUUUAUGCUGAACUCAACUCUGAAGUUGACGUGACCUUGAUUGGUGGUGUUGGUGGAACUGAUUUCUUUGUCGGUAACAACGCUCUUAGUGACUGUUCUUGUAUUCCAGAUGUCAAGCCAGACUACCAUGUAGCUGAAGGUGCCACUACCCAAAUCAAGGUUGCUGUCAAAUCGAACGAACUUCUCGGAUUUAGAAUCAAGAGCUCUGAAGUUGAUUUUGACAUCAAAUAUAAGCAAUUGACCAGUCGUUGGGCUCCAGUAUUUCCAAUGUCCCCAUGCCCAAAGAAGUAA